CUUAAUUGUGAGUAAUAUUUUUUUUCGGAAAUAUUAAUUUUAGCUGUUGUCCAAAUGUCGCACCAAACGGGAAUCCGAGCCAACGAGCAGCUGGCCAAGGUGUUUGGCAAGGCGAAGAAUGGUAAAUUUCGCGUGAUAAAAGUUUCGAUCGAGAAUGAGCAGCUCAGCUGCGGCGCCACGGCGGAGUCGAAAAAGGACUGGGAGCGCGACUACGACAAGCUGAUCGGGCCGCUGCUCGAGAAGGAUGUGCCCUGCUACAUCCUCUACCGCCUGGACACCAAGAUACCGCUGGGCUACAGCUGGCUGCUCAUCAGCUGGACCCCGGACACGGCCAGCAUCCGGCAGAAGAUGGUCUACGCCUCCACGAAGGCCACGCUGAAGACGGAGUUCGGCUCGGCCUACAUCACCGAAGAGCUGCAUGCCACCACUUCGGAUGAGGCCACGCUGGAGGGCUACCGGCGGCACAAGCAGGACUUUGCUGCCCCCGCUCCGCUGACCAGCAGGGAGGAGGAGCUGAAGGAGCUGCGCAAAACCGAGGUGCACACCGAGAUAAACACGAAUACGCGGCACCAGACGCUCGGCGGGAUCAACUGCCCUCUGAGUGAGCCGACUGUGGCUGCCGUUCAGGAUCUGGUGCGCGGCAAACACGACUACCUGCAGUUUCGCAUCGAUCUGGAGGAGGAGAAAAUCCACGUCUCGCAUGCGGCCAAAGUGGAACUCGCGGAUCUGCCGAAGCAGGUGCCCGAGGAUCAUGCCCGCUACCACUUGUUCCUCUUCCGGCACACGCACGAGGGCGACUACUUCGAGUCGUACGUGUUCGUCUACUCCAUGCCGGGAUAUUCCUGCUCCGUGCGCGAGCGCAUGAUGUACUCCAGCUGCAAGGCUCCCUUCCUCGAGGAGCUGGCGGCCCUCGGCGUUGAGGUUGUGAAGAAGCUCGAAAUCGACAGCGGCAGCGAGCUGACCGAAGCCUUCCUCCAAGACGAGCUGCACCCUAAGAAGAUCCUACACCGACCGGCUUUUGCCAAGCCCAAGGGGCCACCUAACCGCGGCGCCAAGCGCCUCACGCGUCCCACCGCCGAGGACUAAGUCUGAAUCCCCCGAUCCCCCAUCGAGUCAAUUCUAACUAAACCCACUCAACCUACUGUUCCUCGCAGAGCAUUUAAUUUAUUGUAUCCAAAACGAGUUUCGUGUUCAUUUCUUCUGUUUCUGUUCUUGUGUCUAUCUGUCGUCCUGUUUCGAUAUCUUUAGAGGCACUAGGCAUCAACUGAAACAUCGCAUAGCAGCCGCCAAUGUGGGCUUCCUUAAAUGUAUUCUUGUCUAUGUUACUUUAGAUGGACAUAUUGCAAUUUAUUUAAAUUAAAAAAACUCAACUAAG
Messenger RNA from Drosophila takahashii, 1375 nucleotides. RefSeq names its product twinfilin actin binding protein (gene twf). Gene Ontology annotation, cellular component: myofibril; cytoplasm; actin filament. NCBI's taxonomy places the organism in Eukaryota, Metazoa, Arthropoda, Insecta, Diptera, Drosophilidae. Gene Ontology annotation, biological process: actin filament depolymerization; regulation of lamellipodium assembly; barbed-end actin filament capping. The record is from RefSeq and is a predicted model, not a curated record. Gene Ontology annotation, molecular function: actin filament binding; actin monomer binding.